AUGUCUUCGAAGCUAUCGAACUUUCAAUGUCCAGGAUAUCAGUGGUCGGAACGAUGGCACACCUCAAAACUGCCAAUGGCGACGGUUGAGGGCAAGAAGAAAACGACCUCAGAGGACGACAUGGGUUGGCCGUCGUAUGUGGUCCCCGUGGUCGGAAGUGCAAUCGUUUCCACCCUGGCAUUCCUUCUGGGAUCUCUUGGCUACUCCUAUCUAUGGAUUAUUAUCAUAAUUGCUCUCAGUGUAACUAAAAGUUAUCUUUGGAAAAAGAGGGAGAAGAAGUUACUUGGAUUACGUGCCACAGCGAUCAGAGAACGUGAUGUGGUUAUGGCUCAACUUCAAGAUCUCCCUGCAUGGGUACAGUUUCCGGAUACGGAAAGAGUGGAAUGGAUGAAUAAGGUGAUACAUCAACUCUGGCCAUACAUUGGCGAAUAUGCAAAGGUUUUCAUGACAGAUUUCGUUAUUCCUCAAGUCAAGGCUCAAAUGCCGUCAAUGUUCAAAAACUUCAAGUUUACAAAAAUGGACAUGGGCGAUAUUCCGUGCCGUGUAGGAGGAAUAAAGGUCUACACCACAAAUGUUGGUCGAGAUCGUAUCAUAGUUGAUAUGGAUGUAGCUUACGCUGGUGAUGCGGAUUUCAUCGUGUCCUGUUGUGGAUUCACUGGUGGAAUGAAUAAUUUACAGUUUUCGGGAAAACUACGUGCUGUACUGAAGCCUUUACUACCGUAUCCACCGAUGGUUGGUGGUGUUUCUGGAUCGUUUCUAGAAAUGCCGAAAAUUGACUUCAAUCUGACGGGAAUGGGAGAGAUGGUCGAGCUGCCGGGUUUAAUGAAUGCUAUUAGAAGUGUGGUUAAUAGUCAGGUGGCCGCUCUCUGCGUACUACCGAACGAGAUCGUCGUUCCUUUAGCGCCGAACGUGGAUGUCACCAAAUUGUUCUUCCCAGAACCAGAUGGUGUAAUUCGCCUAAAAAUCAUCGAGGCGAAAAAUCUGGAGAAUCGUGAUAUUUCAUUCAUACGGAAAGGAAAGAGUGAUCCAUACUGUGAAAUUCAAGUUGGUUCACAAUUCCUGAAAACUCGUACGAUUGACAACGAUUUGAAUCCAGUAUGGAAUGAGUAUUUUGAAGCCGUUGUAGAUCAGGCUCAUGGUCAAAAACUACGUAUAGAACUAUUUGAUGAGGAUCAAGGUCAGGAUGAGGAACUCGGGAGGUUAAGCAUCGAUCUGAAAGACAUUCAGGCUAAAGGAAGCGUGGACAAUUGGUUCCCGCUAGAAGGAUGUAAACACGGUGAUCUUCAUCUAAAAGCUACCUGGAUGAAUCUAUCGAAAGAUCGUCGAAAUUUGGAAAAACAACAAUGGGAAAGCGAAUGGCUUCAAGCUGAUAAGCCAAUCCAUCCAGCGCUUCUAAUGGUCUUCGUGGAUUCCAUUUCUGACCUUCCUUACCCUAAAUCGAAACUCGAGCCGUCGCCGUUCGUUGAAGUCACGUUGGGGAAAAAUGCGCAAAGAACACCAGUUAAGGUAAAAACCGUCAAUCCACUUUAUCAGUCCAAAUUUCUAUUCUUUGUGAGACAUCCAGAAGGACAAGAGCUAAAAUUUGAGGCAAUAGAUGAUGGAACACGUCGUGUGCUCGGAACCCUAACCAUGCCGCUGAAUCAGUUAAUCAAAGAACCUCAGCUGGAAUAUUAUCAACAAACAUUCAUGCUCACUUUAGGAGUCCACCAAAGCCCAAUCGUGCUUACUGUAAGACUCAGGGGCUUCGUGCCAGCAGCAGGGGAGAAACCAGACAACAUCAAUGAGGACGGUGAUGAAAUUCUAAUUCUUCACAAGAUCGGAUCAAAACGACAUGAAACUCGGCCCAGUUCUGUAAGCGGUUGCGCUCGAAACGGCGCAGCGGAGGCAGCGGUUGGACUCGUGAUGGGACCCGCGCGAACUGCAGCGAUGAGUGCCGCACUAACGAAAGGCGAAAGAAAAGCGGGUGGAAAUAGUGUUUUGGACAACGACACCCUAAUGGAAUAUGCAAACGCAGUUCACAUUGAGCGAGCUCCUAGAACUGACGGAACCCCAAAGAAACGAGAGAUGAAUGGUGGUGACUCAGUUGCUGUCGAGCCAGCAAAAACUGUGAAUCCUUCACCGGGACUGCUGGAUCCUGAAACGAAACUGAAUGCUGAAGAGAUUACCAUGCUUCGAUCGGAAUCCGCAACCUCUAUCAAUACAAGCUCUGGAAGAUCCAGUAGACUCGGCCGAGUGUUCCAAACAAAACAUGAAAAGUCAUCAAAAACUCGAGGAAAUCAACCUCGAGGCGAAUUAGAGAUGUCCAUUAGAUAUGCGGAUGCAACUAGGAAACUGGUGAUACAAGUGCUUCGGGCUAAACAACUGCUACCUUGGGAUAAAGCUGGAGAUUGUGAUCCAUACGCUACGGUGAAACUCAUAAGUAUAGAGAAUAGCAAGGAUGUUCAAAAAAGGAAAACUGCCGUUGUCAAGGGAUCAACUAAUCCAUCGUUUGAUAAUCAUUUCGAAUUCGAUGUAAAUCCAAGCGAUUUACACAACUAUCGGUUGCAAAUAUGCGUGAAAGACGAUACCAAUUAUGGAGCAUUUUCCGCAAAACCGAUUCUAGGCCAGAUCGAUAUUCGACUAUCAACAUUAAAUAAUUGGACGCUUCCACAACAAUGGGUUCGGUUAGAAGCUGAACGAAUUUGA
Necator americanus (New World hookworm) is the source of this 2685-nucleotide messenger RNA. RefSeq lists its product as uncharacterized. Gene Ontology annotation, cellular component: endoplasmic reticulum membrane; extrinsic component of cytoplasmic side of plasma membrane. The transcript is spliced from 26 exons. Gene Ontology annotation, molecular function: calcium-dependent phospholipid binding; calcium ion binding; phosphatidylethanolamine binding. Lineage: Eukaryota; Metazoa; Nematoda; Chromadorea; Rhabditida; Ancylostomatidae. The record is from RefSeq and is a predicted model, not a curated record. Gene Ontology annotation, biological process: lipid transport. Bases 1 to 2685 code for a protein of 894 amino acids.